AGUAGUGAAUAACAAAGUGGUUACAAUUUGUGUUAUUGUGAGGGAGCAAUUAAGCAGCCUUUCCUAGUAAAGUCUCCAGAAUAGUAUCCCCUCAGUAUCGUCAUUGACUCAUCGUGUGUUUUGAGGAAGACAUUUGUAAGUGAUACCGUGAGGGACUAAAGCAACAGUGGGGUGGCGGCCCUCCCCCGUGUGUGGUGGCGGGGGUGACCCGGUAAGGCAGCAGUGCGUGUUGGCGAGGCGCGCACGCGGCCACCUGCUGUAUUCAACAUGGGGAACGCACCUUGCCGCACCAUAAAGACUGCGGCCAUGCGCAGGACAGACGCCGUUGCAGACAUCGCCCUUAUUGGGUUGGCGGUGAUGGGGCAGAACCUUAUUCUUAACAUGAAUGAUCAUGGUUGGGUUGUGUGUGCUUACAACCGCACUACAGAGAAGGUAGACGCGUUCCUAGCAAAUGAAGCAAAAGAUACAAAAAUUGUUGGAGCCCAUUCACUUCAAGAAAUGGUUUCGAAGCUCAAGAAGCCACGCCGUAUCAUGAUCCUUGUCAAAGCUGGAGCAGCUGUGGACAGCUUCAUUGAUAAGCUGGUCCCCCUCUUGGACAAAGGAGAUAUAAUAAUUGACGGUGGUAACUCAGAAUACCAAGACACACAGAGGAGGUGUGAAGAGCUUGCAGAGAAGGGCCUACUGUAUGUUGGUUCUGGAGUAUCGGGUGGGGAGGAAGGUGCUCGUUAUGGUCCUUCUCUUAUGCCUGGUGGCCAUAAAGAGGCAUGGCCUUACAUCAAGGAUAUAUUCCAGAGCAUCUGUGCUAGGUCAAAUGGUGAGCCUUGUUGUGAUUGGGUUGGUGAAGAUGGAGCUGGUCAUUAUGUGAAGAUGGUGCACAAUGGUAUUGAAUAUGGAGACAUGCAGCUCAUCUGUGAAGCUUACCACCUAAUGAAGUCUGGCCUUGGCAUAGACUGUGAUGAAAUGAGUGAGGUAUUCACAGAGUGGAACCAAGGAGAGCUUGAUUCAUUCCUUAUUGAAAUUACUGCAAAUAUUUUGAAAUUUAAGGACACUGAUGGUUCUCCACUUGUGGAAAAGAUUCGGGAUGCUGCUGGUCAAAAGGGCACAGGCAAAUGGACAGCAAUUUCUGGUCUUGACUAUGGCACCCCAACCACACUCAUUGCAGAGUCUGUAUUUGCACGCUGUUUGUCUUCCCUAAAGGAUGAACGUGUUAAAGCGAGUAAUGUUUUGGAAGGUCCUGGAGAAAAUAAAUAUUCUGGGGAUAAGCAAGAGUUUCUUGAAAACAUACGCAAGGCGCUCUAUGCCAGCAAGAUAGUGUCCUAUGCCCAAGGUUUUAUGUUACUACGGGAGGCUGCAGCUAAAUUUGGCUGGAACUUGAACUACGGCGGUAUUGCUCUUAUGUGGCGAGGAGGUUGCAUAAUUAGAAGUGUGUUUCUGGGCAAGAUAAAGGAGGCUUUUGACAAGAACUCAGAGUUGACCAACCUGUUAUUGGAUGAUUUCUUCAAAGAUGCUGUUGGCAAUUGUCAGUCUGGAUGGCGGGCUGUUGUGGCCCAGGGUGCCUUGCUUGGCAUCCCAACACCUGCCCUCAGUUCUGCACUUGCCUUCUAUGAUGGCUACAGAUCUGCUGUGCUUCCUGCCAACCUGAUUCAGGCACAACGGGACUAUUUUGGAGCCCACACCUAUGAAUUGACUGCUUCACCAGGCAAAUUCCAUCACACUAACUGGACUGGCACUGGUGGUAAUGUGUCUGCAACCACAUAUGAUGCCUAAAUAUUACUUAUGUCUGUAUAUAAAUACUCUGACUUUGGCUAAGAUUACAAUGAGAUACCAAUAAUGAAUUAGUGAUUUUACUAGAUAGUUAAAAUACUUUGAAUGUGAUAAAUUUGUUAAAUUAAGAUUUAGAUGAUGAUGAAUUUGGAUUCCAGGAAUUUAUGGAGAUUGUGCUCUGAUAUAAAUAACCAUGUCACCCUUGAAAAUCUAUGAACGAUCAUAAUUGCUUGAAAGUGGAUUUUUGUUAACAUACUGUAAUUUGCUAAUAAAUAUAAUUUCUUGUAUAUUCUAUUAUUUUAAAUAUAAAUAUAUCCAUGUAUAAUUUCACACAAAUAAUACUGUAUCAUUAAUGCACCAUUCUUGAUUUGAGCAUAGAUUUUUUCCAUUAUAUUUCAUAAGCUAGGCCAUUUUAUUUCCAGUCCAUUUUUUUUUUUUUUUUUUUUUUUUUUUUUUGACAAUAUACAUUCCAUUUCAGUCAUUCCAAAUUGUUGAUGUUAGGGACUAUUUUGCAUUCUUUGUCUUAAUAUAAAUGAAACUACAAUAUAUCCAAUAAAAUCAAAACUGAUCACUGUGUAGUUUAUUAUACAGUAAUAUUGAAUACAGCUAAUAAGAGUAAUUUGAAUUAUUAGCUUAGGGCUUUCCUAAGAUUAAGUACCAGUUGUAUGAUGGCAAUUUUGUCUUGUCACCAAUAGGGAAUUGCAAGUCUUGUCCAUUCAUAAUAAAAUCAUUGUUGAUUUAUGUCAAAAGCCCCCAGCCUAUUCACACUGGUACUUUAAAAUAAAAUGCAACACAUUUGGGUGGUAAUUGAAUUUGCAGUUGCUCUCAAGGCAUGGUAAUUUUUGUUUUAAAUAAUGUUAUGCAUUGAAUUUGAAAAAACUGUGGACAGCCAAUCAAGCAUCAGUGUAGACCAUAUGCCUCAAAUACAAUUGUAUGCCUAUGAAAACAUUUACUUAAAUGUCACUAAACCUCAACAGUAGGUAAAUUAUUUUAUUCCCUAUCCCAUCACCAGAGUUCAUUUAUAAGUACACAUACUGUGUUUUAAAUGAAUUCAAAUAUUAUAUACCAUUAUGUUCCCUAAAGGAAACAAUGAAAUACUGUACUGCAUCCUGAAAUGUCAAUCGUAUAUUUAUCUAAAAAAUGCAGGGUAUUCUUGAUAUCAUUAUGCUAAUUAUUUUUAUGUAAUUAGGUCACGUACAAGUAUACUCUGGUAUAAUGUUCCUUUGAGUCACCUGUCUCUCGAUAAAAUCCUCGGGAAUGCAAUACCUUUGACAAAACUCAGUCAUUUUUCUCUUGUAUUGGCAUCCCGCGUGAUACCGAGAACCUUUGGACUAUUGUGACACAGUAUUAUAUUCUUUCUGGCUUGGCGUUGUCUUUCAUAAUUACUAGCACUAGUAUAAUGUAUUUAUAUAGCAUUUAUGCAGUAAUUGUUUGAAAUACUUUAUUCCCAAUACUAUAUUGUAAAAUUUACUACCAGCAACAAAAACUUUAAGUUAUGCAUCUAGUAGCUGCAUAUGUUUUCCGAACUGGUUGGCAAGUUGCCAGGGGGAUUAUGCUGUGGGUGACAACGUCUAAAUCAUUGAAUGCGAUGUUUGGCGCAAAGAUUAAAAAAAAAAAAAAAAAAAGUAUGUAAAUGAUCAUGUUCAUCACUGUGCAUCUAAUAUUUACAAUGAAGCAAUCCCAUUUGUGAGGGGGGGGGGGGUUAAAUGUGGAACAUAAAAUUUGUUAGAGCAGAGUUUUUAUUGCAGCUUUAAAGCAGGUAAUUAAACAGUUUUAUCAACUUUCAAAUAUGUUUUCAUAUUGCUUAUAGUGCACAUAUCUUACAAAUUUUAAAAUUGCUUUCAAACAUUUUUUGUUGUAACUUGUGUAAAGUAAAAAUUCUGAUUUAUAAAUAAAGUUUCAAAUAAAAUUACAGGACAGUAUGUUAUUGAAGUUGUAGAUAAUGUAUUUUAUUUUGCUAGACAAAAACGAGAAUGUACUCCCAGCAGUGAAGCAAUAUUUUAUUGUUAGUCUUGAGUAAUUUUAUCAUUGUACUGUACUUGGAUUACUUAACACUUUCUCUCCCUGAUGCCACAAUAUGCGUCAUAAAACCAAAACAUGCAGAGUGGCUGAUGACAAACAUAGUCAUGCAAACAUUUUUGCAAUGUCUUAUUAAGUAUAAACAUUGUGAGUGAAUGAGAUUAACAUUGGAGUGUGUGCUCGGCCUACCUUCCAGUGCAAUUUGGGUGCCCUGCCGGGUCAGCGAAAGUGUUCAGAAAUUAACAUAAGCAUUCAAGCCUUAAUUUAUGAAUGUUGAAUGUUAUUACAUAAUACCCCAUGAUAUGUACAUCAGCAAAAUUCCAUAUAUUCAUUUAAGAGGCCUUCAUUACUAUUAUUCUUCAGAGUAUUUUGUAGUUGUACUAUACUUUUUGGAAGUUAAAUUUAAUAAUGAAAUAAAAGGACUUUAUAUGAAUUUUAAUAUAUAAUUUAUAGAAA
This is a messenger RNA of Procambarus clarkii (red swamp crayfish), 4239 nucleotides long. The record is from RefSeq and is a predicted model, not a curated record. NCBI's taxonomy places the organism in Eukaryota, Metazoa, Arthropoda, Malacostraca, Decapoda, Cambaridae.